This is a messenger RNA of Tachyglossus aculeatus (Australian echidna), 5521 nucleotides long. RefSeq names its product phosphatidylinositol-4-phosphate 3-kinase catalytic subunit type 2 beta (gene PIK3C2B). The coding region runs from base 257 to 5182 and encodes 1641 amino acids. Lineage: Eukaryota; Metazoa; Chordata; Mammalia; Monotremata; Tachyglossidae. Gene Ontology annotation, biological process: phosphatidylinositol 3-kinase/protein kinase B signal transduction; cell migration; phosphatidylinositol-3-phosphate biosynthetic process. Gene Ontology annotation, molecular function: 1-phosphatidylinositol-3-kinase activity; phosphatidylinositol binding; 1-phosphatidylinositol-4-phosphate 3-kinase activity. The record is from RefSeq and is a predicted model, not a curated record. Gene Ontology annotation, cellular component: phosphatidylinositol 3-kinase complex; cytoplasm; plasma membrane. The transcript is spliced from 33 exons.
UAUUUUGGGGGAGAGGGCUGGGCGAGCGAGGCUCGCUCUGAGAGGCUCCGGAGGAAGCAGUCCGCAGUCAACUGAGACAUCGACGGAGGGGGAGGAGUAGCGAGAGCAGCAGCAGGAGCAGACCCUUGCAGGGCCCCUGGUCGUAGAGUCCUGGACACCCAGCAGGCGCAUCAUGCCGCUGCUGCGGAGCCCAGAUGGUAGCCGAAACUAGCGGCCAGGACCUCUUCCUCUCCGUGCCGCUCUCUCCGGCCCCGCCAUGUCCGCCACCCGGGGCAACGGGGAGCACUGGAAGUCUCUGGAGUCGGUGGGCAUCAGCCACAGCGAGCUGGCCAUGGCGGAGGCCCUGCAGAUGGAGUACGACGCCCUGACCCGCCUGCGGAACGACAAGGAGGAGAGCCGGGCCAAGGGGCGGGCGGAGCCGCCGCUCAUCAGCUGGGACGGGCCCGUCCUGGAGUACUACGCCAAGCCGGCGGCCGGCGGCCGGAGAGAUGUCCAGCUGGCGCGGGGGCUGUCGGGCUCGGACCCCACCCUCAACUACAACUCCCUGUCCCCACGGGACCUGCCGCCCAACCGCUGCCCCUCAGGGGGCUCCCGGCCCGGCUCGGACCCCCAGCCCUGGUGCAAGGGGCCCCUCCCGGGGGACUACCUAUACAUCUUUGGCAGCUCUGGUGGGGGACUCUCCCUGCCCUUGGGUCCCCCGGAGCUGAGCGACGGGGACUCCCCCAAGAAGCUGUCCCCUCCCCCGCUGCCCCCCCGUGGCUCCAUCUGGGCCGAAGCCCCCCAGCCGCAGGGGAAGGGCUCGCUCAACGACAUCAACACCUUCUCCUCGUCCCGGCCUCCCCCCGGCAAGCUUCUGGGGCGGCGGAUCAUGGAGGAGGAGGAGGAGCGGGAGGAGCGGGAGGAGGAACGGGGGGAUGGGGGCGGGGGCGGCCGAGGGGACCUGCUGGGGGCGAUGGACUUUGACGGCAUCAACGACGCCAUCACCCGCCUCAACCUGAAGUCGACGUAUGAUUCGGAACUGCUACGGGCCCCCGGCAGGGACUGGAAGGAGGGUCGGGGCAUUCUGAGCUUUGCCAAGGACACGCCCGGGAAGCCGGUGGCUCGGAGCAAGACCAUGCCCCCUCAGGUGCCCCCUCGCACCUAUGCCUCCCGCUGUGCCAACCGCAAGAAUGCAGCGUCCAACAAGAACCGCCGCAUCUCCGCCGAUCCGAUUGGCUCCCGGCCCCACUCUGCCACCAGUGGCUAUGAGCUGUUUGAGGUCUCGGAGGAGAGGGAUGAGGAAGUAGCCGCUUUCUGUCAUAUGCUGGAUGUCCUGCGGGCUGACUCCAACGUCCAGGACUACUCCCUCACCGGCUAUGUCUGGAGCGCCGUCAACCUGAGCCCGGAGCACCUGGGUCCAGGCGUCAGCCUGAAGGUGACGGUGGUGUGUGACUGUCUGCGGGAGCCAGUCACCUUCACUUGUGACUGUUCCUCCACCGUGGAUCUCCUCAUCUACCAAACCCUGUGCUACACCCAUGAAGAGCUGCAUGAGGUGAACGUGGAUGACUUUGUGCUGAAGCUUUGCGGGCUGGAGGAGUUCUUGCAAAACAAAGAAGCCCUAGGUAGCCACGAGUACAUCCAGCAGUGCCGAAAGUUUGACGUUGACAUCCGGUUGCAGCUGUUGAGGCGCAAAGCGGUGGGCAGUGAUCUGGCCCGAACGGCAAAUGAUGACCAGAGCCCCUCCACCCUGAACCACUGUGUCCGUCUCCAGGAGAGGCCCGUGAAGCAGACUAUUAGCAGGCAGGCCCUGAGUCUCCUCUUCAACACUUACCAUGAUGAGGUGGAUGCCUUCCUGAUGUCUGAGGGAGACUUCUCACCAAAGGCCGAGCGGGUGGUCCAAUCCGUAAUGGCCAUCUGCAAUGCCCUGGCGGCCGUGGAAUCCCCAGAGAUCACCAGUGCCCUCAACCAGAUGCCACCAUGCCCCUCCCGCCUGCAGCCCCAAAUCCAGAAGGAUUUGAGUGGCCUGACUGUGAGGGAGAACCGAGAGAAGGUGGUGGAGUCCCUGACGGCCGCCAUCCUGGAGCUGGUGGAGCUGUACUGCAACACGUUCAACGCCGACUUCCAGACAACGGCGCACGACAGCCGGAAACACGCCCUGGUGCAAGAGGCCUGCCUCCUCCCCAGGCCCCUGUCCUUCACAGUCUACGCCGCCCAUCGCAUUCCCAUCACCUGGGCCACCAGCUAUGAAGAUUUCUACCUCUCCUGCUCCCUCAGCCAUGGUGGCAAGGAGUUGUGCCGUCCCCUCCAGACCCGCAAGGCGCAUGUUUACAAAUACCUCUUCCACCUCAUUGUCUGGGACCAACAAAUCUGCUUCCCGAUUCAGGUGAACAGGCUGCCCCGGGAGACGCUGCUGAGCGCCACCCUCUAUGCCGUGCCCAUCCCGCCCCCUGGCAACUCGUCUGAGGCCAACAAGCAGCGGCGGGUCCCCGAGGCCCUGGGCUGGGUCACCACCCCGCUCUUCAACUUCAGGCAGGUCCUGACCUGUGGCCGAAAGCUGCUAGGCCUGUGGCCGGCAACCCAAGACAACCGCAGUGCCCGCUGGAGUGCCCCCAACUUCCACCAGCCAGAUAGCGUGAUCCUGCAGAUUGACUUUCCCACCUCCACCUUUGACGUGAAGUUCACCAGUCCUCAGGGGGCAGAAUUCAGCCCCUGCUACGAGUUUGGCAGCCUGGGGGAGGAGGACCAGCGCAAGCUCAGGGACAUCAUGCAAAAGGAGUCUCUGUACUGGUUGACAGACGCGGAUCGGAAGCGGGUGUGGGAGAAACGCUACUACUGCCAUGCGGAGGUGAGCUCCCUGCCCCUGGUUCUCGCCAGCGCUCCCAGCUGGGAGUGGGCCUGUCUGCCCGACAUCUACGCCCUGCUGAAACAAUGGACCCACAUGAACCACCAGGAUGCCCUGGGGCUCCUGCAUGCCACUUUCCCAGACCAAGAAGUGCGUCGGAUGGCCGUACAGUGGAUUGACUCCAUCUCGGAUGCCGAGCUGCUGGAUUAUUUACCCCAGCUAGUGCAGGCUCUGAAGUAUGAAUGUUACCUGGACAGCCCCCUGGUGCGCUUCCUCCUGAAGAGAGCAGUUUGCGACUUGCGCAUCACCCAUUAUUUCUUUUGGCUGCUGAAGGAUGGCCUGAAGGACUCGCAGUUCAGCAUUCGCUAUCAGUACCUGCUGGCCGCCCUGCUGUGCUGCUGUGGGAAGGGCCUGCGGGAGGAGUUCAACCGCCAGUGCUGGCUUGUCAACACACUGGCCAAGCUGGCCCAGCAGGUUCGGGAGGCGGCCCCUUCGGCCAGGCAGGCAAUCCUCCGCUCAGGGCUGGAGGACGUGAAGCAGUUCUUCAUCCUCAAUGGCUCCUGCCGUCUGCCCCUCAGCCCCAGCCUCCUGGUGAAAGGCAUUGUGCCCCGGGACUGUUCCCACUUCAAUUCCAAUGCUGUGCCCCUGAAGCUGUCCUUUCAGAAUGUCGACCCCCUGGGAGAGAACAUCCGGGUCAUCUUCAAGUGUGGGGAUGACCUGCGGCAGGACAUGCUGACCCUGCAGAUGAUCCGCAUCAUGAACAAGAUCUGGGUGCAGGAGGGGCUGGAUAUGCGCAUGGUCAUCUUCCGCUGCUUCUCCACGGGCCGCGGGCGGGGGAUGGUGGAGAUGAUUCCUAACGCGGAGACUCUGCGCAAGAUCCAGGUGGAACACGGGGUGACGGGGUCUUUCAAGGACCGGCCGCUGGCUGACUGGCUACAAAAGCACAACCCUGGGGAGGAUGAAUAUGAGAAGGCAGUAGAGAACUUCAUUUACUCCUGCGCUGGCUGCUGUGUGGCCACCUACGUGCUGGGCAUCUGCGACCGACACAACGACAACAUCAUGCUCAAGACCACCGGCCACAUGUUUCACAUCGACUUCGGCCGCUUCCUGGGCCACGCCCAGAUGUUUGGGAACAUCAAGCGAGACCGCGCCCCUUUUGUCUUCACCUCAGACAUGGCCUACGUCAUCAACGGGGGAGACAAGCCUUCCAGCCGCUUCCACGACUUUGUGGACCUCUGCUGCCAAGCCUACAACCUCAUCCGCAAGCACACCCACCUCUUUCUCAACCUGUUGGGCCUGAUGCUAUCCUGUGGAAUCCCUGAGCUGUCGGACCUGGAAGACCUCAAGUACGUGUAUGAUGCCUUGAGGCCCCAGGACAGCGAAGCCAAUGCCACCACCUACUUCACGAGGUUGAUUGAGUCCAGCCUGGGCAGUGUAGCCACGAAGCUCAACUUCUUCAUCCACAACCUGUCACAGAUGAAAUUCACGGGCUCAGAUGAUCGGCUGACCCUCUCCUUCGCCCCCCGCACUCACACCCUCAAGGGCACCGGCCGCAUCAGCGAUGUUUUUCUCUGCCGUCACGAGAAGGUUUUCCACCCCAAUAAAGGCUAUAUCUACAUGGUCAGGGUGCAGCGGGAGAAUGCCCGUGAGGCCGUCUACAUUCAGCGGACCUUCGAGGAGUUCCAGGAGCUGCAUAACAAGCUGCGUCUGGUCUUUCCCUCUUCCCAUUUGCCCAGUUUCCCCAGUCGGUUUGUGAUUGGCCGCUCCCGAGGUCAGGCCGUGGCUGAGCGGCGGAAGGAGGAACUGAACAGCUACAUCUGGCACCUGAUCCACGCGCCUUCUGAGGUGGCAGAGUGUGACCUGAUCUACACGUUCUUUCACCCUCUGCCCCGGGAUGAGAAAGCAGCAGGCACCAGCCCAGCCCCCAAGUCCUUAGACGGCACGUGGGCACGGCCAGUGGCCAAGGUGGGAGGGGAGGUGAAGCUCUCCAUCUCCUACAGAAACAACAAACUCUUCAUCAUGGUCAUGCACAUCCGGGGCCUGCAGCCUCUCCAGGAGGGAAAUGACCCCGACCCCUACGUGAAGAUUUACCUCCUCCCGGACCCCCAGAAAACCACCAAGAAGAAGACCAAAGUGGCCCGGAAAACCUGCAACCCAACCUACAAUGAGAUGCUGGUGUAUGACGGGAUCCCCAAGGGCGACCUGCAGCAGCGGGAGCUUCGCCUUAGUGUGUUGAGCGAAGCAAGUUUCUGGGAGAAAACCCUCCUGGGGGAGGUAUGCAUCUGCCUGAGGGAGCUGGACCUGGCCCAAGAGAAGAAGGGCUGGUUUGCGCUGGGUUCCCGAAGCCACGGGACCAUGUGAGCCCAGUUAGAGCCGUGGCCUGGAGGCCCGGAGGAGGAGAAGGAGGAGAUUGGGGAGAGAGGACCUCCCUGCCCCUUCCGAUCCCCUCCAUCAAGAACAAGCCCCCGAGGGGCCAUGGAGGGAGGGGACUUUCCCUCGGUCACAUGGAUCUGGACUGGGGGAAGAGAGCAAAACGUUCUCUCUCCUUCCCCCUUCACACUGUGAACUUGGGUCAUGAGGGGCUGCUGCGUAGCCACCGUGAAGGCUGAAACCGAAUUUUAAGUUUACCUUGUGUCAAGGGAACAAUAACUGGAUUUGGGGUGGGGACCGGAGUAGUGCCGACCAGGUAUCUGAGGUAAU